AUGGACCAAACCAGAAACUGGAUGUGGGAAAUAAGCAAGAACUACUCAAACAGGCCAAUCUAUAUCAAUUCAGUUCUCACUUCUCCCUCUGCAUCUCCCUUUGCUUCAUGGGAGGAGUUCGCCUUCGCCAAAGAUUCCGCCGGCGAUCUCUGGGACUGCGUAUGGCCGCCUCGGUCCUACUCGUGCAGCUUUUGCUGGAGAGAGUUCAGGUCGGCUCAGGCGCUUGGCGGCCACAUGAAUGUUCACCGUCGAGACCGGGCUCGCCUCAAGCUAGAAGCUUCAAGCUCUUCUAAUGAAGAAGAAAACUCUAGCCCUAACCCUAACCCUAACCCUAGUCCCAAAUCUGUAGCUGCAGCCUCAUACUCAUUGCAAACUCAAGAAAACUGCAGCAAGAACAUGUUGGUUUCAGCUUCAUCCUUUCCCAAUCCGCCUCCUGAAGUUUCAAUUGAUUUGAAGUUAGGGGAGAUGGAUUGCAAGAGAAAAACAUCAGAAGCUUGUGGGGUUGAUAAAGAUUCAAGUUACUGUUAUAAAAAGCUGAAGAGUACUGAUGAUCUAAUGUUCGGUUUGAGUAUGAAGAGUGUUAGAGACGAUCAACUGCAGCUUUUAAGAUCUGAUGAGGUACUAAAGCUUAGAACAUGCCAAGUUGAAGAAUUGGAUCUUGAGCUUAGGCUUGGACAUCCUCCAAAAAUAAAGCAGGAUUGCAGCAUAAUUUUGAUUGAAUAG
Molecule: messenger RNA, 723 nt
Organism: Dendrobium catenatum
Lineage: Eukaryota; Viridiplantae; Streptophyta; Magnoliopsida; Asparagales; Orchidaceae
Product: transcriptional regulator SUPERMAN-like
Exons: 1
Coding region: 1-723 (240 amino acids)
Source: RefSeq, a predicted model, not a curated record